AUGUGCUUCGGACGUGUACGUGGUUAUUACCACUACUUGGAUGAUCGAUUCACUGAUUUUAGCAUAUAUGUUGAUGAGAAAGUUAAUGAGAGAACACUCUUAGAUAUUCCAUUAGCAUUUUGGCGUUGGUUCAAAUUUCUUGUUUAUGUACAUUUUUGGAUUGCAAUCUUUCUAUUCGUAUACGGCGUGUUAUGUUUUUGCCUUGGGGUUCAGUAUUCAUUCUACUAUACGGAGGUGAACUGCGGCGAUGGUCUCAACGUUUGGCCGCCCGCAAUUAAUUUGAUCGCUUCCGUAUUUGGUAUGGUCACGUUACGUACACUACAUAUCCGAUGGUCAGCAUUCAUUCAUUUGAUAUUAUUAGUUACAUCGCUACCAUUUGUAAUUGCAACUAUCAUCAGUUCUUCUCUGGCUGUUGAAAGAUGGGAAAAACAGCCAUUGAUCACAGCUCCACCGGUACUGAGACCGCCAACAAUCAAUCCUUUGCCUACGUCAUCAUUUCCUGAUGAUUACAUUGAUGAAGGAACACAUUACGCUAAAAUUCCUCAAUGGAAGAAUGCCUUUAUUGGCAUUGACGGUGGACUAGCUUUACUUUCCGUUCUCAAUCUGAUUACAAUCAUAAUUCUACUGGUAUUUUAUGGAGUAUGGUGGGUUCGAAGAGCAAACACACCCGGUAUGGAUGCUUAA
This is a messenger RNA of Auanema sp. JU1783, 684 nucleotides long. Lineage: Eukaryota; Metazoa; Nematoda; Chromadorea; Rhabditida; Rhabditidae. The record is from the annotation of a GenBank genome assembly.